UUUGGAGCGUCAAUGUUCAUAUUUCUAAUGGAAAACCUACGAUUUCUAUUAAAAAAGCUCUAAAGUUCAUUGUUAUUGUUGGACUCGUCGAAGCUCUACUUUCUUUGUCGGAAUUAUUAUAAUUGAAGAAGCAAUGAUGAUUAUUUGGAACUUAUUUAAGGGUUGGGACUAUUUAAAAAACGAAAUCCAUAUGUUUCUUUGGGCUAGGGGUACUACUCUUAGAAACACAUUUCAUCUUCACAAAUAACUAAUAAGAUCAUUCCUUUCAAUUUUCCUGCCGUUUUGGUUUUUAUGGAGAAUCUUGUGCUUAAGGCUAAAUCUGCAUAGCUACAACAGUGAUGAAUGAAUAUUUCUCAUUUUCUUCACGAACUCCAACUCUGCACCAGACGCCAAUCGGCAUCAGCCGCCGGAAAACUCCAUUCUCAGAUCAUCAAAGCCGGUUUCGAAAAAUCGGGCCCUCUCCCAAACACCCUUUUGGAUGUAUAUGGCAAAUGCGGUCUCAUUCCACAAGCCCUCCAACUGUUCGACGAAAUGCCCCAAAGAGACCAUGUCUCCUGGGCCUCGAUUCUCACUGCCCAUAACCAAGCCAUUCUUCCCCGACGGACCCUUUCAAUGCUAAAUACCAUGUUUACGCUUGAUGGGUUGCAGCCUGAUCACUUUGUCUUCGCCUGUAUUGUCAGGGCCUGCGCCAGUUUGGGGUAUUUGCGGCUAGGUAAGCAAGUUCAUGCUCGGUUUAUGCUGUCUUCUUUUUGUGAUGACGAGGUUGUUAAGUCGUCUUUGAUUGAUAUGUAUGCUAAAUGUGCGCAACCCGAUGAUGCUCGUGCCGUUUUUGAUUCCAUAUUGUUUAAGAAUUCAGUUUCUUGGACUGCUAUGAUUUCUGGGUAUGCUAGAAGUGGGAGGAAAUGUGAGGCUAUUGAGCUUUUUCAGCGAGUUCCUAUGAGAAACUUGUUCUCUUGGACUGCUUUGAUUUCGGGGUUGAUUCAAAGUGGGAAUGGAAUUUACUCUUUUUCUUUGUUUAAUGAGAUGAGAAGAGAAGGAAUUGAUAUUGUAGACCCUUUAGUUCUUUCAAGUGUUGUUGGAGCUUGUGCAAAUUUGGCUCUUCUGGAGCUUGGAAAGCAAAUUCAUGGCUUGGUUAUAGCUCUUGGCUUUGAGUCUUGUUUGUAUAUAAGCAAUGCGUUCGUGGAUAUGUAUGCUAAAUGUAGUGACUUAUUAGCAGCUAAGGAUAUCUUUUACAGAAUGCCACGAAAGGAUGUGAUUUCUUGGACUUCAAUCAUAGUUGGGACUGCUCAACAUGGCAAAGCAGAAGAGGCAUUAACCUUAUAUGAUGAGAUGGUUCUUUCCAGAGUAAAGCCAAAUGAAGUGACUUUCAUUGGAUUACUUUAUGCUUGCAGUCACGUCGGCCUAGUUAGUAGAGGUCGCGAAUUAUUUAGGUCUAUGACAAUUGAUUAUAGGAUCAAUCCUUCUCUCCAGCACUACACAUGUUUAUUGGAUCUCCUGAGUCGCUCCGGACACCUUGAUGAGGCAGAGAAUCUACUCAAUGAAAUGCCAUUUAAACCUGAUGAGCCUACUUGGGCAUCGUUGUUGAGUGCAUGCAAGCGGCAUAAUAAUUUGAAAAUGGGAGUUCGAAUUGCUGAUCAUGUGUUGGAUUUAAAACCUGAAGAUCCUUCGACCUACAUACUCUUGUCAAACGUUUACGCUGGAGCUGAAAUGUGGGAAAGUGUUUCAAAGGUGAGAAAGUUGAUGAGUUCUAUGGAAGUAAGAAAGGAACCAGGUUAUAGUAGCAUUGACUUUGGAAAGGAGAGCCAAGUAUUUCAUGCUGGGGAGAGUUGUCAUCUUAUGAAGGAUGAGAUUUUCAAUCUACUGAAGGAUUUAGAUGCAGAAAUGAGAAGAAGAGGCUAUGUUCCUAACACUAGUUUUGUUUUGCAUGACAUGGAGCCACAAGAAAAGGAAAAGCAGCUCUUUUGGCAUAGUGAGAGGUUGGCUGUGGCUUAUGGACUUCUCAAGGCUGUUCCUGGGACGAUUAUUCGAAUCGUGAAAAAUCUUCGCAUUUGUGGAGAUUGUCAUAAUGUUUUGAAAUUCAUUAGUGAUAUAAAGCAAAGAGAAAUCGUGGUCCGUGAUGCCACGAGAUAUCAUCAUUUCAAGGAAGGAAAAUGUUCUUGCAAUGAUUUUUGGUGACUGUAUGGGUAAUUUUGCGGGAUCCUCUUCUACUUAUCUUGAAAAUUCUUUGGCCAAAAAGGUAUGAAGUGGUGAAGUUCUUAAUAGCACUUUUACGUAUUCUGUGUGUGUGUUUUUUUAAGAAGAUAAUGCAUCUCCUUCCAAUGUAUUAGAAGAGGGGAGGAUGGGGGGUUCCCAAUCCAAAUAAGUAUUUUCUUGUUUGUGGUCUCAUAGCCUUGUUUUAAAAGUCAAAAGUACAAUACCACAUCCUACCCAUAUCAUAUAUGUGGGGUAAUAUUUUUUUUUUUGUUUUUUUUGUAACUUAUAAAGUGAAGAUGGUACUCUUAUCUUUUGGUCAA
This is a messenger RNA of Benincasa hispida (wax gourd), 2513 nucleotides long. Its product is annotated as Pentatricopeptide repeat (PPR) superfamily protein. NCBI's taxonomy places the organism in Eukaryota, Viridiplantae, Streptophyta, Magnoliopsida, Cucurbitales, Cucurbitaceae. The record is from RefSeq and is a predicted model, not a curated record. Gene Ontology annotation, molecular function: zinc ion binding; RNA binding; protein binding. Gene Ontology annotation, biological process: RNA modification.